This is a messenger RNA of Huiozyma naganishii CBS 8797, 762 nucleotides long. It is a transcript of the gene VPS21, whose product is annotated as Rab family GTPase VPS21. The record is from RefSeq and is a predicted model, not a curated record. Gene Ontology annotation, molecular function: GTP binding; GTPase activity. Bases 1 to 762 code for a protein of 253 amino acids. Lineage: Eukaryota; Fungi; Ascomycota; Saccharomycetes; Saccharomycetales; Saccharomycetaceae. The transcript has a single exon.
AUGAACAAUCCGGUUACGUCUAUAAAACUGGUUCUGCUGGGUGAGGUCGCUGUCGGGAAGUCCUCGAUAGUGCUGCGGUUUGUCUCCAAUGACUUCGCGGAGAACAAAGAACCCACCAUCGGUGCUGCGUUUCUGACCCAGCGGGUUAACAUAAAUGAGCAUACGAUAAAGUUUGAGAUAUGGGACACGGCAGGUCAGGAGCGGUUUGCGUCGUUGGCCCCUAUGUACUACAGAAACGCGCAGGCUGCGUUGGUCGUGUACGAUGUGACAAAACCACAAUCGUUUAUCAAGGCUCGACACUGGGUCAAAGAGUUGCACGAACAGGCGUCUAAGGAUAUUAUUAUCGCGCUGGUGGGAAAUAAAAUAGACAUGCUGGAUGAGGACCCCACUGAGAGGAAAGUGGCUCGUGAGGAGGGGGAGAAACUGGCACAGGAGGAGAACUUGCUCUUCUUUGAAACGAGUGCAAAGACGGGUGCCAACGUUAACGAAGUGUUCCUGAAGAUCGGAGAAAAUGUGCCCUUGAAGCAGGCUGCUGACGGGUCUAAUAACGGUAGCGGGUUAAAUGUCCGGAGAGACAACGGGUGGAUCUGGCAAACACGGCUAAUUCAACCUCGCAAGCCUCUAACUGUAGCUGCUGAGUCGCUGGUGGUGCUAAUAACGAAAGUACAUAUUUCUUUUCCCGAACGCUUUCGAACUGAGUACGGGGGAGUCGCUGCCUGGGCGGUAAAUCUAUGUAAAACCGUUAGUUGGAACCAACCGUAA